Pneumocystis carinii B80 is the source of this 1216-nucleotide messenger RNA. RefSeq lists its product as hypothetical. Gene Ontology annotation, cellular component: eukaryotic translation initiation factor 2B complex. Gene Ontology annotation, biological process: translational initiation. NCBI's taxonomy places the organism in Eukaryota, Fungi, Ascomycota, Pneumocystomycetes, Pneumocystales, Pneumocystaceae. Gene Ontology annotation, molecular function: translation initiation factor activity; guanyl-nucleotide exchange factor activity. The transcript is spliced from 7 exons. Bases 47 to 1171 code for a protein of 374 amino acids. The record is from RefSeq and is a predicted model, not a curated record.
CAAAAGCACCACCAAUUUCUUAAAAAAAACCAAAUACUAAAUUCAAAUGCCGUCACAAGAUCCUAAUAUUACUAUUGAAUCACUUGCUUUCCGGUUAAAACGGAGUAGAAUCAUGACAGGAUUUCAGGUAGCUGUAGAAACAGCGUUACUAUUACGACAAGUAGUUUCAACAGCCCGAUGGACCGACGUUAACCAGCUUAUCAGUCAGCUUCAGAAAUUAGGCUCUAAAUUGAUUGAAGCACAGCCAAAAGAAUUUGUUAGUGGAAAUAUUGUCCGCAGAGUGUUAUUCCUUAUACGAGAAGAAUUUAAUAAUGCAACAGAUGAAACAGAGCUAGAGAAACCAUCAGACGAACAAUUAAUUAAAUCAAGUAUUGAAGGAAAUCUAGAAAGAAUUACAUCGAGUCCUAUAUAUUCAUCUAUGCUGAAUCUGCUUGGAAAACCGAGUGAUUAUGAGCCUAAUGUGUCACAGAAAUUUACAAAUCGAAUAAAUGUGGAUUUGAGGCCUAUUUUUAUUCAAGGAAUCCAAGAUAUUAUUGACGAACUUGAGAAAACACAUAGUGAUAUUGCAGCACAAGCAAUGGAUCAUAUUCAUUCUAAUGAAAUAAUUAUGACAUAUGGUGCAUCAAAAACCAUUGAAACUUUUUUACGUGCAGCAGCAAAAAAAAGAAAAUUUACAGUUAUUUUAGCAGAAUCAUAUCCUAAUGAUCAUGUAUCUUCUCAUACAUUAACUGUUACUUUAGCAAAUGAAGGAAUUGAUACAAUUCUUAUACCCGAUGCAGCAGUUUUUGCAUUGAUGAGUCGAGUUAAUAAAGUUAUACUUGGUAGUCAUACAGUUUUUGCAAAUGGAGGUGUAUUAGUCUCAGCAGGUGCCAAAAAUCUAGCAGCAGCAGCUAAACAUCAUUCUACACCUGUUAUUAUAUGUGCUGGUAUAUACAAGUUCAGUCCUGUAUAUCCACAUAAUCCUGAUUCAUUAAUUGCUUUAUCUUCACCAAGUCACGUUAUACCAUUCGAUGAAGAUUUAAUGGGUUCAGUAGAUAUGAUUAAUGCUUGUCAUGACUAUAUUCCACCAUCCAUGAUUGACUUAUAUAUUACAAACUUAGGUGGUCAUCCACCAUCAUAUCUGGCAAGACUAAUUCGAGAACAUUAUGAUUCUGAAGAUACAAUACUCUAAUCCCAAUAAAUAAACUUAAGUGAAAAAAUCUCUUCAUCAAUAAAU